AUGCUGUCGCUCCACUCCCCUCACUCCACUCCGGCAUCGGAGUACACCGAGUUCACCGGAAACUUUCCGGCGAUUGCAGCUCAGUGCCUGCAGAGAUUGCCUUCUUCAAAUGAUAAGUUUACUUACAAUUGUGAUCAUCAUACUUUUAACUUCCUAGUUGAAGAUGGCUACGUGCUUGGAGAAUUUGAAUUUUUUUCGUUGAAUUGCAAGUGGUUUUUGUUGGAUCUAGCUAGAAAGCCAAAAGCUAGGCUCCUUACUGUUAUCGCUAGAGUUUGGAUUCCCGGGAGAGUUUGGAAUAUAAACUGUCCGGAGAGUUCGGAGAAACUCUUCGCAUUGUGCGGAGAGAGCACAGUUCAGAGAGAUCACUUGAUCUCUCCACAGGGUGUGGAGUUGCUCCGUACUGUGCUGAGUGACCAAAGUGUGGAAACAUUGAAAAGCCAGGAAACAAAGAUUACAUCAGUUCAAGAUGAUCUAGCCAAAGUCCUUAAAGAAAAAGAAGCACUUGAAGCUGCUGUGACUGACCUAACCAAUGAUGCUACCCAGAUGAAGGAGUUGUGCAAUGAUCUUGAGGCUAAGUUGCAGCAGUCAGAUGAUAAUUUCUGCAAAGCUGAUUCUCUUUUAUCCCAAGCAUUGGCAAACAAUACUGAACUCGAACAGAAGUUGAAAACCCUUGAAGAGCUUCACAGCGAGUCUGGGAAUGUUGUCACCACAACUAACCAAAAAAAUGUAGAGCUUGAAGACAUGGUACGAGUCUUGAGUGCAGCUGCAGAAGAAGCAAAAUCACAACUGAGAGAAUCUGAGACACGUUGUAUGGUAGCAGAGCAAAGGAGUGUUGAGCUUGAACAACUGCUUAGUCUGGUAGAACUCAAAAGCAACGAUUCUGAAAGAGAAUUGAGAGAACUUUCUGAGAAAUUUGCUGAACAGAAUGCCAUACUGAAGAAGGAGGUGGAACAGAAGGAACAAUUGAACAUCCAAUUGCAAGAAAAUGAGGACAAAAUAGCUCAAAUUAAAUCUGACUUGGGAAUAUCAACUGCACGGAAUUCGGACCUUGAGCUAGAACUCAAGAAUGCCAUGGACAAAUGUGCUGAGCAUGAGGGACGAGCAAAUACAACCCAUCAGCGAAGCAUCGAACUUGAGGAUCUAGUGCAGACAUCACAUGUCAAGGCAACGGAGGCCGAUAAAAAAGUGAGCGAGUUAGAGCUACUUCUAGAAACAGAGAAAUAUAGGAUCAAGGAACUUGAAGAGCAAAUAAGCACGCUUGAGAAGAAAUGUGGGGAUGUGGAAGAAGAAUCCUUGAAAAGCAUUGAGAAAGUUUCUGAACUUGAAGGACAACUUGAGGCUUCUCAAUUGAAAACGUCAAGCCUAGAGGUUGCACUACAAGCUGCCACUGGAAAGGAAAAAGAGCUGACUGAGCACUUGCAUAUGAUCGCGGAGGAGAAUAGGAAUUUGAAAGAUGCAUCAAAAACCUCAAAUGAGAAGUUAUCUGAAGCUGAAAAUCUUGUUGACAUUUUGAGGAAUGAAUUGAGUAUUUCUCAACAGAAAUUGGAGAGCAUCGAAAAUGAUGUCAAGGCUGCUGGAAUGAGAGAAAAUGAAGUUAUAGAGAAGCUCAAGUCAGCUGAGGAGCAGUUAGAGGAACAAAGAAGAGUGUUGGAGAAAGCUACAACAAGAAGCACAGAGCUUGAAUCAUUGCAUGAAACUCUAACAAGGGACUCAGAGAAGAAACUCCAAGAAGCAUUAUCUAAUUUCAGCAGCAGAGAUUUGGAAGCAAAAUCUUUGAAUGAGACAUUAACAAGUCUUGAAGAUCAAGUUAAAAAUUAUCAAGAGCAGCUAGCUGAAGCAAAUGAAAGAUAUGAAGCUGUGAAGGAGGAGCUUGAUCUGAUUAUAGUGAAGUUAGCUUCUUCUGAGAAUGCCAAUGAAAACUUGAAACAAAAGAUUUUUGAUGCAGAAGGUAAAGCUGAACAGUAUGUUGCAGAGAAUGAAUUGUUAGCUGACACCAACUUACAGCUCAGUAAACAGGCUAAAGAACUUGAGGAAAAAUUAAAUUUGGCUCUUUCUGAGAAGGAAGUCUCUGAUAAGCAGCUUGCUUCUCAUAUGAGCACCAUCACUGAAUUAACAGAGGGGCACUCAAUAGCCCCUGAACUUCAAUUGGCGGCUGAAGCUCGCAUUUCAGGAGCGGAAGCACAGUUGGAGGAAGCUCUCCUGAAAGUCAAUCAAAGAGACUCAGAAGCAAAGGACUUCUAUGAGAAGCUGAAGGCUCUUGAAGAACAAGUGCAAAUGUAUGAAGAAAAGGCUCAGGAAACAUCUACACUUUUGCAAACUAGAGAAGGAGAACUGGAACAAACUCUGUUGAAAUUGAAGGAUUUGGAAAGUGAAGUUGAGGAAAAAUCAAAGCUUACUCAAGAACUGGCUUCACAUCGCUCAAAGUUAAAUGAUUUGGAAACCAAAUUGUCAACUGUUUCUUCUGAGAAAAAUGAUGCAGUUGAAGAGCUUCAGUCUGCAAAAAAAGAUAUAGAAGAUUUGACACACAAGCUUGCUUCAGAAGGCCAGAGGCUACAGUCUCAGAUAUCCUCUGUCAUGGAAGAAAACAAUUUGCUUAAUGAAACAAAUCAAAGUUCCAAGAAGGAGCUUCAGACAAUUGUAGUACAUCUUGAAGAGCAAUUGAAAGAACAAAAUUCAAGGUUUGAAACUCUCAACACUGAAGUUGGUCAGAAGGCUGAGUUACAAAGUCGUCUGAAGGAGCUUGAAGAACAUUUAGCAAUUGCUGAGGCUAGAGUUAAAGAAGAGGUAAUGCAAAUUUAUAUGGUUGUGGAACUCAUAUUAUUUAGCAUAGAUCUUAUAUAUUCAAAAACAAAGCCAUUUUUCUUCGAUAACGAGUCAAGCUCUCAAAAGAAGUUGGAACAAGAAGCUUCUUUGAAGCAAUCAUUUGAAGAACUUGAUGCCAAGAACAAAACAGUCUUACAUUUGGAAAAUCAAGUUAAAGAGCUCGAGCAGAAGUUACAGCUAGCAGAUUCUAAAUUGAAAGAGAAGGUUAGGUUUCUUUCUGCCUCCGGUUCACCAGCACAUGUAUAUAGUGUCUUCAUCUUUGAAUAUACAAGGGAUUGGGAAGGACUGCACAUACAUACAUAA
This is a messenger RNA of Olea europaea var. sylvestris, 3126 nucleotides long. Its product is annotated as myosin-9-like. NCBI's taxonomy places the organism in Eukaryota, Viridiplantae, Streptophyta, Magnoliopsida, Lamiales, Oleaceae. The record is from RefSeq and is a predicted model, not a curated record.